Hippocampus comes (tiger tail seahorse) is the source of this 2270-nucleotide messenger RNA. It is a transcript of the gene otol1b, whose product is annotated as otolin 1b. Gene Ontology annotation, molecular function: protein binding. The record is from RefSeq and is a predicted model, not a curated record. NCBI's taxonomy places the organism in Eukaryota, Metazoa, Chordata, Actinopteri, Syngnathiformes, Syngnathidae. The transcript has 6 exons. The coding region runs from base 740 to 2170 and encodes 476 amino acids.
CAGGAGUAAUAACAUUCACUUCUCGAGGCACACGACAUUUCUGCAUAAGGUGUACGGUAUCUUUUUUGACCUUACAGGCUCAUUGUUUGCAUGAUGUCAUAUGAAUUUUGCUCAUGUACUCCUCUAGUCGCACGCAAAGUUUCUUAACUGUUGAGGCAUGUGACACGUCAUUAGAGGCUAAUUCUGGAUUGCAUCUGGAUCGUCUUUGUAAACAUCCCGCCGAAGAAUGAAAUACACAGUCACGCUUGAAAACACACAGCAACGGAAUGAUAAUAAGCACGUCUGAAACUGCAUUCACAUCAGUCAUUGCAGCUUCUGGCGUUUUUUUUUUUUUUUUUUUUUUUUUUUUUUUAAUGUGAAUGUAACGUGAGGCAAUACACUUUCCUCCCAGCUCUUCUCUGCUUGGCUGCACCUGGAGCAAUUAGCCCCUUUUUAUCCCACGCUCCAUUUUGUGUGUAUUGACCGAGGUGCUCAAUGAAGAGGGAGGCAGACGAGCGGCACCCCCGUGACCAGCAAGUAGAAGAAUGAGGCCACAGCACAGUGGUUCUGCUUGGGUCCGAUCCACUCUUUACCCUCGUUGGAUUUCAGACCUCCCCCCUUGUUCUUCCAGCAGACAGCCUUAUUGGUGGGCUUGUUCUCUUCUUGCUGGGAUCAGAUGGACUAAGAGCACCCAGGGAUGCCUCCAAGUCACCGUUCAGAAAAUAAAUGACCAUACCACGUAUGCAUAACUUGCUCCAACAUGAGUCUCAUCUCCAGUCAGUGGACUCUUCUAGCCAUUGUCAUAGUGACACUCACGGCGAUGUCCUGCGUUGAGGCCAAGUCCACACCCAAGCCCAAGUACCAGUACACCAAGAAACCCCUCUCUCAGGUCACAAUACACAACCCCGCCGGGGCCCCCGGUACACCGAAGCCCAAGAUGGGCUACAUCCCUGCCGAGCCUAAGCCACUGCCCGCCUACCCCGGCCACGCUUUCCCUCAGGACCACACAGUGAGCACGGAGCCACCCAGUGUAGGCCCUGACAAUUACACCUUGGAUUACAAUGAGUGCUACUUCAACUUCUGUGAGUGCUGCCCACCUGAGAGCGGACCCCAAGGGCCAAAGGGAGACAAUGGCCUGACAGGGCCACCGGGGACAAGAGGCUUUCCCGGUUCAGCUGGCUCCCCUGGACCACCAGGAAUGAGUGGUCUGAAGGGGAUGAAAGGAGACAAAGGGAAUAAGGGUGAAAGGGGAAACACUGGCCCAAGUGGAUAUCCAGGAGCUCCGGGGAAACCCGGCCAGAAAGGUGAUGUUGGCCAAAAAGGAGUGAAAGGUGAGGCGGGCAUGCAUGGCGUCAAAGGCGACGGCGGUCGAAAAGGCGAACCUGGACAGAAUGGAACUGUUGGUGAGAAAGGAGAAUCGGGCAAAGAGGGGCCACCUGGACCUUCUGGAAUGAUUCUUGGUCCUAAAGGAGAUAAGGGUGAUAAGGGAGAGUGCGGCACAUUUGGGGAGAGGGGGCCAAAAGGUGAUCGCGGAGACACCGGCUCUCCGGGAAUCCCGGGAGCGAUGGGAAUCCCGGGGAUCAACGGCAAGAACGGGGCACCGGGUCCCAUCGGCGUACGCGGGGAUCACGGACCUCCUGGAGCCCAGGGAGAACCUGGAGUGAGAGGGGCGCAGGGUCCACAAGGUGUUCGAGGGGUGCAGGGACCAAAAGGGGAUCGAGGUUACCAUGGGAUGAGAGGGGAGCGGGGAAUGCGUGGUUUCAAAGGGGCGAAGGGUUCAGGCGUUCCUCAGAAACGCUCGGCCUUCAGUGUCGGCAUCUCCCCGAGAAGAUCCUUCCCACCAUCUGGCUUCCCCGUUCGCUUUGACAAAGUGUUCUACAAUGAAGAGAACCACUUCAACGUCACCAGCAACAGCUUCGUGUGCGUCCACGCCGGUGUGUACGUCUUCUCCUUCCACAUCACCGUACGGAAUCAACCCUUACGCGCCACUCUGGUGGUGAACGGCUCGCGGCGGGUGAGGACGCGGGACUCGCUGUACGGCCAAGACAUUGACCAGGCGUCCACUCUGGUGGUGCUGCGCUUGGCCCCGGGCGAUCAAGUGUGGAUGGAGACCCUCAGAGACUGGAACGGGGUGUACGCCAGCAGUGAGGACGACAGCAUCUUUUCCGGAUUCCUCCUUUACUCGGCUUGAUGGGGAACGUGCCUUCUGAUCUAACGGGGUGGUGGUGGACUGUGUACUUAUGUGUACUCUUCAACUGUACUGUACUUUGUGGGGCGAGUUCAUGGACUAU